CAAUACAUAAUUUCUUGGUUUACACAGGCUCCAAUUGUCAAUGCUCUCGGUUCCGUUUCGAAUGUUUCUAGUCCUAUUGCAGCGACUUUGGAGCGCCCUGAUAGAGUUCCACCAGCAGUGUCAAUGAGCAGCCUGGGGAAUAUGGACACUAACAGAGCAAUAGAUAUUAAGCCAAGAAUUGCAGAUGAUUCUGACAAGCCAAAGAGCUGGAAAUUGGCAGACAUAGUAGACUCUGCUCAUCUUAAAGCCUUGCGGUUGCCCGACACGAUGACUGCACCAAAUAAGGUUGUUCGGUUGCUAUAUACAAACUCUGGGUUGGCUGUCCUGGCUCUUGCCUCAAAUGCUAUCCAUAAACUGUGGAAGUGGCAGCGUAGUGAAAGAAAUCCACUUGGCAAGUCUACUGCCACAGUCGUACCUCAGUUGUGGCAGCCAACAAAUGGUAUUCUUAUGACCAAUGAUACAAAUGACAGCAAUCCUGAAGAAGCAACUGCAUGCAUUGCUUUGUCAAAGAAUGAUUCAUAUGUCAUGUCUGCUUCUGGGGGGAAAGUUUCAUUGUUCAACAUGAUGACAUUUAAGGUUAUGACAACAUUCAUGCCACCCCCUCCAGCAGCGACCUUCUUGGCGUUUCACCCUCAAGAUAAUAAUAUAAUUGCCAUAGGGAUGGAAGAUUCCUCCAUUCAAAUAUAUAAUGUCAGAAUUGAUGAGGUAAUGAAGUCGAAUGAUUGCUUCUCUUCUGGGAGUGUCUAUAUGCUCUUCUUUCAUUAUCUGGCUAAUUAAGUUUCCUAUUUCUGUAUUUCCUGCCAUUUUAUGGGAGCACUGGUAAUCAAUCUAAUUUUCGCAAUAGCUUGUGCAUCUCACAUCUCACCUAUGCUGGAGAAAUGUUUUCUGAACCCUUUUGGAGUGGAAUUUGAUAUUGAUGUCG
Messenger RNA from Asparagus officinalis (garden asparagus), 922 nucleotides. RefSeq names its product protein TPR2-like. Gene Ontology annotation, molecular function: protein binding. The coding region runs from base 124 to 777 and encodes 217 amino acids. Gene Ontology annotation, biological process: regulation of DNA-templated transcription. The transcript is spliced from 5 exons. NCBI's taxonomy places the organism in Eukaryota, Viridiplantae, Streptophyta, Magnoliopsida, Asparagales, Asparagaceae. The record is from RefSeq and is a predicted model, not a curated record.